AUGGAUGCAAUCUCAGACGACAUUGUGGUGGACAUAUUUGCAAGAUUACCAGCAAGGUCUGUAUGCGCAUUGAGGUGUGUAUGCAAGUCUUGGUUAAAUAUUAUAACUCAUCCUUAUUUUGUUAAGAUUCAUCAUGAUUAUGCAAUUCACAAAAACAAAUCCAGUCUCCUGCUUAUAAAUUAUUUAGAUAAACGUAUUUACUCAGUAGUAGAUUACGAAGCCUCAUCACCUGCAAAUCUAGGUACAGCUGCAGCAUUCGUAAUAGAUUACCCUUUCAAAUCACCAGAUUAUGGAGUGCAGUUUUGGGCUACUUGUAAUGGUUUGUUCUGCAUGGCUACUGGUAAAGACAUUAUAUGCAUUUGGAAUCCAUCUAUACAAGAGUAUAAGAAAAUUGAACUAAUGAACACCUCCGUAAAUGAGGAAUACGCAUUGAGUGGCACAUUUAGAUAUGGGUUGGGUUAUGAUUCUAAUAUUGGUGAUUACAAGUUGGUUAGAAUUCUUGGUUAUUCUGAUAAUGCAGUUACUCCUAGGUGGAUUUUGAAACUUAGGGAUCCAAUUUAUAGAGAUGAUAGGUGUGGAGUCGAGGUUUACACUUAG
Molecule: messenger RNA, 597 nt
Organism: Papaver somniferum (opium poppy)
Lineage: Eukaryota; Viridiplantae; Streptophyta; Magnoliopsida; Ranunculales; Papaveraceae
Product: F-box protein CPR1-like
Exons: 1
Coding region: 1-597 (198 amino acids)
Molecular function (GO): protein binding
Source: RefSeq, a predicted model, not a curated record